Molecule: messenger RNA, 1803 nt
Organism: Knipowitschia caucasica
Lineage: Eukaryota; Metazoa; Chordata; Actinopteri; Gobiiformes; Gobiidae
Source: the annotation of a GenBank genome assembly
AUGCCGAACUCCACCCGCGCCGUCCUUAUGCUUGUCGGAUUUUUCACAUUUUUAGCAGCGUUGACUUUAAACACAUUAUCGAGUUUUGGAGAUAGAACCGGUAUUUUCACCCAAAGUACAGAGGAUGUGCUGCUCAAAUAUAACACUCCGUUCACUCCGGCUCUAUGGACGUAUUUUGUGUGGGAUUUCAUUUACUUUUGGGUGUUGGCAAUGUUUGUUUAUUUCAUUAGUGGACUCUGCAGAAGGACUGCGUAUGACUGGAUGUACACCACGCCUGCAGCCCUGCCAUAUGGAUUUCAUAUUUGUCUUAUUGUCAACUUCUGCCUCAACAUCACCUUUUUAUUUCUAUUUGACAAAGAGAUGCUGUUCUCUGUGAUGAUCACCUCUGGACUCAUGACAGCCUCAGACUACACUCUCCUUUUCUUCUCGUGCCGUGGACUGAAGAUCUACGGUGCGUGGCUUCACAAAUACCACAGGAUCGACCUCUGGCUCUACAGAAUACUGGUGCAGAAUGGAGUGUCUCUGUAUGCCACAUGGGGGACCCUCUCCACGCUGCUCAACCUGACCAUCUACCUGCAGCACCAGACCGGAGCCUCCCGCUGCCACUGCGCCACCGUGUCCCAGCUGCUCCUGCUCAUCCUGCUCUUUGUCUGGUUUUUGUUUGAGAACUUCUACUUUGAGACCCACGUGCGCUACAUAUUCACGAUAUACCCUGUCGUCAUCUUGUGGUUAAGUGGGAACAUUGACAUUUUGGAUCCUGGGACCCAUAAUUUUAUCUUUGGAGUUUUCAGCCUAAUCACCUGCUGCCUUUUAUUUCUGUGUCCAGAGCAGACGUCCAGGAUGACCGUCCCCAUGUCCCAGGCCUCCCACCAGGUGAUCCACGGCGCCGCUGUGGCCCUGGCCCUCGUCACCCAGGUCUGUGCCGUGGUCUUCUGUGCUCUGUUUGGGGAACACGCUGUACUCGAGGCCGUGGCCCCAGCGGGUAACGAGACCUGGAGUCUGGAGGUGAACAUGGAUCACUGGGCCCACAACAACUGGAUACUGGUCGACAGCUGGACCUUGGCCUGGCUGCUGGAGGCGCUCUACAGACUGUGCAAAACGAACGUGCAGGGUCCUGAGGCCUGUAACCCAGAGCUGCACCCUCCGCUCUUCUACCUCAUGUGGGCGUCUGUCUGCAGCGCUCGGAUCUGCUCUAUGCUCCUGUGGCUCAAAGGUGAACUUGUGACUUCCUUCUUGAUGUCCGUGGUUCAACCCUCCAUCAGCUUCUGCAUGCUCUACACAUCCUACAGCAAUGUGAACAAACACAUGGCUCGGCUCGCCAUCAACUCUCCCAGUAUCGUUUGGUGGAUGCGUUAUUUGACGCAGAGUGGCCUGGCCCUGUUCGCCUGGUGGACUCUGCAGAUCGCUGCUAUUCACUUUGGCCUCGUGCUCAAAUACAAGGCUGGAGUCCCGGACACCACAGCCAGCACCAUUGUCCUCACCGCUGUCCUAUUGUCUGCCGUUAUCUGGUUUAUUCUCCAGAGUGUGUUUUACCUCAAACACAUGCGCUACACGUUCACAGUUUACCCAAUUCUUAUCCUGGGUCUUGGAGCAAUAUUCACCAGGACUUUUCAAUUCAGCAACGUCACGGUCAACACCAUCUACUGCGGUUGUAUGAUCAUGCUGUUCACCAUCAUGAGCAGUAUCCACCAGGUCUUGGCGUGUCUGUACAAAGGCACUUCUUGGCCGCCUGCUUUACCUCUGGAGAAAUCUUCAGCGGUGUGGUCCUCUGAGGGAAAAGCAAACAUGCACCUACACGGAUAA